Molecule: messenger RNA, 2361 nt
Organism: Ambispora leptoticha
Lineage: Eukaryota; Fungi; Glomeromycota; Glomeromycetes; Archaeosporales; Ambisporaceae
Source: the annotation of a GenBank genome assembly
AUGAUACAACAACCGAAACCACCUCAACAAGGACUACCUCAUACCCAGCACCAAUCACUACCACUACCUCAGUCUUUCUUAUUCCCCUCGCCGGCGCCAUUGCCUUCUACCGCAAUAUUGUUUUUUGUCUAUCAUUUGGUGUGGUAUCGACCUAUUAUCCCAGAAGAUCUAGCCGUUGAAUAUUUCGAGAAAUUGCAAGAUGUUCAGAAUUAUCCAGAUCCAAUAUUUUAUCUGCAUUUAUGGAUAUCAGCGUUGACUGGUUUGGCUGAAGCUUGUGCCGGAGGAAGUGGACGUGGGUUUAAUAAUAUUCCAGUGAAUAAUAACAGUGACGACAAAAAUAUAGAUUAUAGUAAUAACUUAAAUUCUAUUACUUUUGGUCACUCGAUUUUGUGGAAAAGUUUCGUGUUGCUUCCAUUACUAAUCGAAAAACUUGAAUCACGGAAAACGGAGAAAUCAUCAUGGCUAGAAAAAGAUGAUGUUCAGAUGGAGGAAGUUAAGAAUCGAUGUCAUGAAUCUGUAAUUGACGAAUUAUUCGGGUUCACUGGACUAAUAAGUGCGUGUAAUAAACAAGUAGUAACUGACAUCAAUAGUCAUGAUACUAGCGAUAACAAUAUGAUACAAGACACAUCUGACAUAUCUGUUGACAUAUUAAAAGUAUGUCUUAAGCGACAUUUAGUGCGACGAGAAUUCGUCGUUGGAUUGUUGAAGGAUCGGGCUGUGGAGCUCGAAUGGGAGGGGAUGGACGCUACGGAUCCGCAUGCUUUAGCGGUUACAAUUCUAGAUAACCCGGUGAUGAUAAAUCAUUUGGAGGUUACUUUGCCGCUGUAUUUAAAUCAUGAAUCAAGCGUGGAAACAAUAAUGAAGUUAAUCUCAACGUGGUGCACAAAUAAAGAUAUACAACUACAGCCGCUAGCGAUGCUAUGCCGCAUUCUAAUUCAAAAUACCGCAUUACUGGAUCUUGUUCUUUUGUAUCGACAUCCUGCUGAAUUAUUGAUGCCUUUGGAGAAGUUGUGUAAUAGUUGGGACAAAGAAGCGUCGUCAUCUUCGGCUAUAGUGUCGUUAUCAUUGUCAACAGCUGACAAUGGAAUUGAUUCAUAUAAAGAAGAUUACGAAAAUUUUGGAAUAAUUUUCUUACUUAUUAUUACUGUGAUUACACGAUAUGAUCUACACACUAAUAUAUCUGAAAUACUGCUCGAUAAACAAGGAUUUGUUUACACAUGGCUUCAUCAACCCUCUAUCACGUUUUCUCUUGAAUCGCUUGAUAACGAACAUCGAAAUCUCGUCUCACAUUGGAAUAGUUUUAUUUCGUCUUCCAACAACGAUGAUGAUACGUUAUCCUCGAAUUCCAUUCCGGAUGAUCUUCUAAAAGAAUCAAGUCCCAGAUCACUAAUACAACUAUCACCAACUAUCUUCCAACAACGCAUACGAGAACUUGAGUCAAACGAAAAUAUUCUGAAAACGAUAACCGCACGAGAAUCCGAACCAACCGAAAAUACUCCGAAAACGAUGUUGAUGGGCUUUAAUUUAUUCCUGGAACCCUGUUGCUCUUUCUGCUUAAUCGGAGCUCUCCAAUGGUUGUGUAAUGAUGCUUUGUUAAAAGGACAACCUUCGAUAUCCUUGGAAGUAAUUAAAUCUUUAUUAUCAUCAUCGUCUUACGAGAAGAUUCCGUCAGUGAUAAAAAGUUUAGUAGGUCCUCAUAUUUUGGACGUCUUGCGAAAACCAGCAUACAUGAUGGAUACGGAAAUCGCUUCAAUAACAGAAAAAAUUAGGCGAAAUCUUGCUUUUAAUCCGGAUUCAAAAAUAUCUUUAAUUCGAUUUCAACCACCACCAAUACAUCAUUUCGAAAAUGAUUUGUUUCGUGAGGUUUUGCAAGUUGGUGGGCCUCAUGUUUUUGUGAGGCUAAUUUUUGAGGAAGUUUUAUCUGCCUCUAAAUAUAGCAUAAGUUUACGUGCAGCUGAACUGGGAGCAUCACUGCUUAUGACACAACUCACAUACUCGAAUAACCCACAUCUUCACCCAUCAACUCUAAUUUUACUAUUCACCGAAACACUUGCCUCAACAUUCACAAAAAAGAUCGAAUCAUAUGCCCAAGGAUUCACAUUAGGUCUUUUAUCGAUGCACGUUCUUUUACGCACAAAUGCUUUUACGGUGGUGGUUGGCGAUAAAACGUUAUAUGAACAUUUCCGUGAGAAUGUCUUGAAUAAAACUAGCAAUGUUAGCAGUAGAGAUGAUAACAAUCACGAGGAAGACAGUUUUAAGGUUCCAAAAUAUUCUCCGGUAAGAGGAUUUGCGGAUGGGUUGUUAUCGCACGUGGAAUUGUUGGAUAAAGCUCCGGAAUUAUUGAAAUAUUUAAAAGAAUAA